Messenger RNA from Centrocercus urophasianus (Greater sage-grouse), 7564 nucleotides. RefSeq names its product TTK protein kinase (gene TTK). The coding region runs from base 263 to 2902 and encodes 879 amino acids. NCBI's taxonomy places the organism in Eukaryota, Metazoa, Chordata, Aves, Galliformes, Phasianidae. Gene Ontology annotation, cellular component: kinetochore; nucleus; spindle. Gene Ontology annotation, biological process: chromosome segregation; mitotic spindle assembly checkpoint signaling; protein localization to kinetochore. The record is from RefSeq and is a predicted model, not a curated record. Gene Ontology annotation, molecular function: protein serine/threonine/tyrosine kinase activity; protein serine/threonine kinase activity; ATP binding. The transcript is spliced from 23 exons.
UGGGAGAGGUACGCGGCCUAGUUUAGUCCGCCCCGUGCGCGGCCUGGUCCCGGUCCGAGCUGGCGGCGGUGAGUGCGGAGCCGCGGAACUUCUUCAGGAUGAAGGACUGCAUUUCUUGCCAUUGCUGGAUUCUUGGGAUCAUCUGAAGUAACCUGACCCUCAUCCACUUCAACUUUUUGACAAAGCAUAUCAGUUCUUCAGAAGUUUUCUCCAUAUUGCACACAUUGAAUCUUUGUCAGUUAAGAAGCUACGUACCAGAAAUAUGGAGGAAGAGGAGGAUCUAAGUGAAAGAGGAUUGCCACGAAUUGCUUCAAUCAUGAGUAGGGUUAGAGACUUGAAAAACAAAUACAAAAAUGAAGACAAUAUCACAGAUGAACUGAACUGUACUAAAAUAUCAGCUGAUACAACAGAUAACUCUGGAACUGUUAAUCGAAUAAUGAUGACAACAAAUAAUCCGGAAGAUUGGCUGUGUUUUUUGCUUCGGCUGGAGAAAAAGGGUGUUCCUCAGAUGGACCUUAGUAUACUGAAUAGACUCAUUGGUCGCUACAGUCAAGCAGUAACUGCACUACCUGCAGAAAAGCACAGUGAGGACGAGAACUAUGCUCGCAUCCUUGUGAGAUUUGCAGAGCUGAAAGCUCUUCAAGAUCCAGAGGAGGCACGAGACCAAUUUCAUCUGGCCAGACUGAACUGCAAGAAAUUUGCUUUUGUGCAUGUGGCUUUUGCACAGUUUGAGCUAUCACAAGGAAAUGUGAAGAAGUGUAAACAGCUCCUUCAGAAAGCUGUGGAGUGCUCUGCUGUUCCAUUGGAAAUGUUAGAAACUGCUCUACAGAACUUUAAUUCACAAAAAAAGCAGUUGCUUUCAGAUGAGGAAAAGGAGAACUUUGCAGUAUCAAGUAUACAAGAGUCUGGACUUCAGAACAUAGUUGGCAAUCAGAGAAAUAUAAAAAGGAAUGAGUCUACUGAAAAUUCUUCUGCUGUUGCUAAACUUCUUGGGGAAGAGAAGUCACAAGAACUUGAUUCUAUGGUUAGUUUCCACAAUCCAUUAAGGCCACUAAACAGAUCCAACCAGGCCUGCCCUUUUGGGAGGAUUCCUGUUAAACUAGUAACUGAUUUUGAUGAUGUGCAGGAGAUGGAUGUCCCUCUUACAGCUGGUGUUGUGAAAAGGCACACAUCUAGCUCCAAAUGUACAGCCUUGAUUCCACCUUUUCCACUCUCUGAACCAAAACCGAGUGAGAAUGAUUCAUGUGACCUGGCAGACUCGAAGUUGUUACAAGAAAAAAAUUCUGUACAGCUACAGAUGUUGGAUGAGAACAGCUUAGAAAUGGCUACCAGUUCAGCUGUCACUCUGAAAAACAAAAUAGAUGCAAGUCUUGUGAUGAAAAGAGAAGAAAAUAAACUCCAGUAUCAAGAGCUGAAGAUACCAGAGCCAAGGAGCAUGGAAAGUCAACAGCAGCAAUCCAGUUCUUCUGAAAGCUAUAGAAAGCAAUUUGAUCACAUGAAACUGAACUGGGUUAACUCCAGAAAAAAAUGGCCAAGUCAAGAAGUGAUGCAGCAAAACUGCUAUAGAGAGGGAAAGCGAUCAAGUCUUGAGCAAUCUGGUCACCCCAUUUCAAGAAGACUAUCACCACCAGAUGCUGUCUCAAAGAAAAAUGAGCCAUUGUAUGUUUGUGGAACACCAAGCUCUACAUGUGCUGAUUAUAUGGAGUGUUUCAGAACACCAAUUGUAAGGAACAAUUUUUCACCAGCAUAUCAAAUUUCUACUCCCUACAGUCAGCUCCCAUAUUUUCUACCACAUACUCCAGCAGCUACAUUUCAAAAUCAAAUGGGCUUGCAGGUUUCAGCUUCUAUACCUUCAAAUGAAUGCAUUGCUGUUAAAGGAAGAGUUUAUACAAUAUUAAAGCAAAUAGGUAGUGGAGGCUCAAGCAAGGUGUUUCAAGUACUGAAUGAAAAGAAGCAGCUGUAUGCAGUCAAGUAUGUGAAUCUUGAAGAAGCUGAUCAGCAAACUGUUGAAAGCUACAAGAAUGAAAUUGCUCAUCUGAGUAAACUACAAGAGCAUAGCGAUAAGAUAAUCCGUCUUUAUAGCUAUGAAAUUACUGAUCAGCAUAUCUACAUGGUAAUGGAGUGUGGAAACAUUGAUCUCAAUAGCUGGCUGAAAAAGAAAAAGAAUAUUGAUCCAUUGGAACGGAAGAGCUAUUGGAAAAAUAUGUUGGAAGCUGUUCACACAAUCCAUGAACAUGGCAUUGUUCACAGUGAUCUUAAACCAGCAAACUUCCUGAUAGUUGACGGAAUGUUAAAACUGAUUGACUUUGGCAUUGCAAACCAAAUGCAGCCAGAUGUGACAAGCAUCGUUAAAGAUUCACAGGUUGGCACAAUGAAUUAUAUGCCACCUGAAGCAAUACAAGAUAUGUCAUCUUCCUAUGGAGAAAAUGGGAAAUCGCAAUCUAAGAUAAGUCCAAAAAGUGAUGUGUGGUCGUUGGGAUGCAUUUUAUAUUGUAUGACAUAUGGAAGGACUCCAUUUCAACAUAUAACAAAUACACGUAAAAAACUGUAUGCUAUUGUUGAUCCUCAUUAUGAAAUAGAAUUCCCAGAUAUUGCUGAGAAAGAUCUUCAAGAUGUGCUAAAGCGCUGUUUAGUAAGAAAUCCUAAACAAAGAAUAUCCGUUUCAGAGUUGCUGAUACAUCCCUAUGUUCAAAUUCAAACCCAAUGUCAAACAGGUGUUGCAAAUGCAAAAGGAGCAACAGAGGAAGUAAAGCGUAUCCUUGGCCAACUUGUUGGCUUAAAUUCUCCCAACUCUAUUUCCAGAGCUGCUAGGACUUUAUAUGAACAAUGCAACAGUGGUAAAAGUCUCGACGUAUCAGCAUUUGCCAAAUCUGGGAGUCAAAAAUCAUGGACAGCAAAGUGAUAUACAGCUGUUUGGGGUGCAACAUAACUGGUCUGUUCAAAAGAGUAUUUAGUGCUGCUAGCUUGUAAAAGGACACUCAGCAUAAAGUUCACACUUGAAAAAUUAAAUGUAAAAAAUAUAUAUCUAUGUACAGUAAAUCCUGACUUGCCACUUGUAUUGAACAAUGAAAAUGGAUAGGAUAGUUUGUUACUAUAGUCUUUUCUAACAAUGCUGUAUGGUUUUUGAAUUACAAAAACUUGUACAAGACUUUCAAGCUCCUUUAUACUCAAACUAAAUUUAAAAAAAAAGCUUUCUAAAACACCAAUUGUAAAAUUGGCUAUGUGAAACUUGCAAGUCUCUUGAAAUGUUCUACGAUGUGAGUACAGUAUUGUGCUGUUCUGUUCUUUGCUGCCAAGUAAAAGAAAUGCCUCUAGUGUCCAGCCCAAAACUAAGGGAAAAAAGGCACACUGCUUAUAUAAGCAAUCAGUUACAGUUCUGGUAGAUAUGUGUAAAUGCCAUCCAGUUCUUGAGCUGUUCUUUUGCUGAGUGAUAAAUGGCAUAGUGGAAGCAUCACUCUCAAAGUGUAAUAGGAAUAAAAUGGCUUAUGUUCUAUUUUAAAAAAAAAAAAAAGCAACAACUGCUUUGCAAAUCCAGUAUGCUUUGCAAACUUCAAAAUAGAAAAAUUGUCGAGAUUAAUGAUGCUCAGAAGACAAUUUGGAUUUUUAAGAGCACUAAUACUAAGCAGUGUAAAUAAAGUGUACUGAACACACUGGUUUUAUACAUGAUUAUUAGUGGAUUGAUCAGAUUUUGUUGUCACUGAGGUAUAUUUCUGGUGCAAGAGUGAAUUUUAAAUUACUUGGAAGACAUUAAAUAUUUAAAAGUUUCAGAUUGGGAGGGGAAAAAAUAAUCUUCAAGACAGCUGCCACAUUUUCCUUUGAAAACAUGAUAUUUGUUUGUUUAUAGAAUCUCUGAGCAAGUAUUUUCAAGUUUGUGGUUUUUGCCUUUUCUUAAGUUAUGCAUAUCAAGAUCCUGGUUCAUUACUGAAGUGUCUCUUGUUAAUUUUCAUGUGUUGAGUGUCGUGCCCUUUGAACAGUGACAGAAGAAGAGGAAAGGUAGUAUUAGAGAAGUUUCCUUGAUUAUUUCUACAUGUUAAUUACAGAAUUCAUGCUUACUUCCCUUCAGAUGAGUAUUAAAAUAUUUGAACAUCUUUAUGGUAGCUUUUGUAUUCUGUGCUUAAUUUUGGAUAACUCACCAGGAACAAAAAAGCUUGAUAAAAUGCUGUAAGAAAGGCCCCCAUUGAGGAGGAAUUGUCUUUCACUGUAAACAUACAUGUAAACAUUUACCAACCCCUAUUCUGAGCAUUCUUCUCCAGAUCACCUGGUCUCACAGAAUUUGUGUGCAUUUUGAUUCUUGGAACACUGGGAUUCACUGAUACCAUCCAGUUGCUUUCUGUGGUUUUUGCUUCCAUGAAUCAAGAUUUAAAGGAAUAAAAACGUGAGUGGUGGCAAAACAAUCUUUCAAAUAACUUAGUAAUAAGAAAGCAAUCUUUUGAAGAAUGGGAUUUAUGUAACUUUCACACCUCUGCUUCAAGUCUAUUUUAAAGCCAAGCCUUCACCAUCUUCCUAUGCCAGUUAAGACCAUCCUGCUGUGACAGUACCAAAUGCUUGUAAAAAGAGCACUUAUUACUCAGGUGUGUAGUAUUCCUGUGGCUCAACAGGAGUACUGUGGUUCAACAUCUGCUCUCUUUUAACUUAGUAGGUAUUCUCUGGAUUACUGGCUUGUUUCCUCCAAUGAUCCUGUUAUUUCUGAUUUAAUUUAUUACAAACAUUCGUGCUCCUGUACUAUAGCACGAGUGUAUAUGCUAACUUUAUCCUGCUUGCCUCUUAUAUGAAAACUUCUUGUCAAGGUUGAAGCUACCAAAGAAAAGUAAGUUAACAUUCUGUACCUUUCACACCGUAGGCAGUUUGGGAAACUUCUUAGAGCAUAUGAACUGAAACAUUCUCACUGGCUUUAUCUGGAGAGGGGAAAUAUUGUUUAAGAAGAAAACUUGUGGAGAAAACUUUUACUCUAUAGAAUACUCCUGUGUGAAGAGAAAUUGAAAUGUCUCCUAGCUGUUUCUCUGAAUUACCCUUGAAAAUAUUUCUGCAUAACUAUUCAACUGUUACAGAUGUUAAAACUUCCAGUGUUUUGCUUAUCUGUUGCUUAAUAUUGAAUAUGCAGAGGAGGUGUGCCAUGUUUUUUUUUUCGUAGAGUACAUGCUUUUGCAAUCCUUUCUCUCAUGCAGUCACUGCUGAAAAAACCGCAGCAUGAGAGAUUAUGGAAAGACAACUGGGGCUAAUGAGAUGAGUAGGUUGUUAGUCAUGCUUUUUAUUUAAAGUUUGAACAACUUAUGUUCCUUAUUUAUAUUCCUUUCCUGCCUGACAAUUGUCUCUUACUGCCCCUCCGUGCGUUCCUAUUGUGGUGGAUGUGUUUUCUUUUUAACAACUAUCUGCUCCCCUUUUCAGGUUCUUUUGGGAUCUCAGCAUGUGAAUUACAGAAUGGCUAUGCAAGAGUAAUUUUUAAAAGGCAAAAAGCAUGUUCUGUAUGUCUGUUAACAGAGGUUGCUGCCUAGAGCUUGCUCAAGAUUAUAAAAUGCCCAUCCUGCAUUGCUAUCAACUACAUUCAAGUCCACAGUUGCAGGACAUUGUGCAUAUAGAAAGUAGGUGGAGAAGAUGGUUUUCAAACCAGAUUACUAUAUGCCUGUUUGCAGUCACCAUCUUUGGAUACGUAUGUAUAGUGUAGUGCUAUAUCAGCUGUUACUGAUGUACUGUAACUACAUGAAGAGUAAACAAGUAAAUGAGAAUAUUUCAUUAAGCUCCUUUUUGUAAUUCUUGCAAAAAAUGAAUUUGAACAGUUAUAAUUUCUAAAUCUGAUGCUGUGAUGCAAUAAAAGCCUUUAGUCAGCAGGCAACACUAAGAAAUACAGAACUACAGAAAGAUAGGUUCCAUGUUUAUGGAUUAGCAUAGCAUUGUUCUGCCUGAGCAGCUGAGCUAGCUUCUCUGUAGGCAUAGUUGUAAUCCAAAGGCUAAAUGGAUUAAUGUGUAAGUUCCAAAGGCUCUGAUUUUCUUGGUGUGUCAGUGCACAAAAUGGAAUCCUUCUAAGGCAUGAGAAGAAAAAGGAGCUGUUCUCUUGCAUAACUGCUCUCAGAACGUUUCUCCAAGGAAUGAGAAACUGAAUGAAAAUCUAUCCCAGUGGCUCAGUGGGCUCCUCUUUUCUUCUCCGGCUUUUGAAAGGCAUUAUCUAUUUGUGCUGCUAAACAAGGAGGUGUGAAGGAAGAGAAUAUUAAAUUCCAAGCAGAAGAGAGAGUGCAUAGUGGGUUGUGUUUUAACCCUGAAAGUAAGUGGUCAAAUGAUCACUAGAUUGUGGUCCCUGUUAUGGGUUUCUGUUCUUUCUUUAAAUACCUGAUAGUUUCAUGACCAAUUUUGUGAACAGCAUUUAUUAUCAAAUUAGAAGUUGAACAACUGAUGUAAACUUGAAUUAUGGCCUGCCUCUAAAGCCUGUCUUAUUACUGGGGAUGUCAGGAAGAAUGAAAGGCUAAUCCUUACAGGUGCCAAUGAUGUUGCUGUUGAUACAGUAAGUACUGAAAACUAACUGCUCUUAUGUUCCUGUUGUCUCUACUGUUCCAUCAGUUUUCAUGGGUUCUCAGCAGCAAGGAUAAAAGAAAAUGCUGUUUUAGCAUAUUUUUAUCAUUGAUACUUUUGUGGCUAGGAGAUCCUAUUUCAGGUAAACACACAUAGUUAACACGAGUAUUCUCUUCCUUCUAAAUGCAUGUAUAUCUUCUAAACUCAAUUAUUUGUUCACAAAGCCUUGUCUGUGUCAGUAAGCUUUCCAAGUAUGCCCUUCUUUGCUCAUUUGUUCCACAUAAAGUAAUUAAGAGAAAUCUUGCAAGCUAAGAGAUAUAGUGAAGGAGGCACUAUAGUGUGACUGUAGGAUGUGGACCUGUAUUGGAGCAGAAGUCUUGAUAUAGCCUAUCCAUAUAUUUUUCAUGGGAGUUGCUGCAAUGAAACCCAAGAUAAAAAUCUGACUCCUCACCUCAAUUCCUUGCCUUAGCAGGUGAAAUUGCAGCUAAACGAUGAUGUAAUUCCAAGACGCCAGCUCUAAUCAGAUGAAUUGCUAAAAUCCAGGCAGCUUUUGCAAUGAAAGAGAUGAUGAAUUUAAGGAGGAAUAGUGGUACCACUGUUUUGAACCCGUAAUAAACACAAGGAGAAAGUCAAUAUUUAAACAGCCUGUUUCUCUCAACUGUAACUAUAUUCUAAAUAUCUCUGGCUUGUCUUGGUACCCACAUAACGAUGUGCUUGUUUUAUGGUAAGUGCAAGUAAACUGAAGACCUGCUUUGUCUAUCUCAAGCUGUUUCUUGUUUAUUUUAUGUAGUUGUUAAUUAAAAAUACAAUUAAGUAGCAAGUAUGUUUACGGAAAUACAAUUUGGAUUCUUGGCAUUAAUACUUCGUAUGUGGUUUUGUAUAAAUUACUUGUUUGAAAAUUUGUUCUCUACAUGCUUUGUUUUGUCUGCUUACAGUUUGACAGAAUUGUUUCUUACCACAACUUCUGUACAAAGCUUGUUGUAUUUAGUUUCUUGUGUGGGAAGGAGAGGGCUGUUAAUGCUACUGUAGUAGAGUGGCAGAGUGUUCCAAAUUAUUCUUAAGA